CUCCACACUACGUGGAUUUCCACUUGCCUCAAAUUUCCACACACUUCACCUGCACGCGCACGGUGCUGUCGGACUCCUUUUAUCCGUGUGCGUGAGCAGACGGGACGCGCUGCUGUUAGUGACGGGAACCUGCUGCUGGAGCACAGAGGACACGGAGAGCGCCCGCACCGCCCGCUGCUCUGACCUUAACGUGCGUCCGCGUUUUGCGCUUCGGUCACCGUCUUGGCUGCCGCAGACUUCCAGCCGCUGCACAGCGCACAGAGCGAGAGCUCUCCGGGGGAGAAACAGCACUGCAGAUACAACCACAGGGUCACAGAGCUGCAUGCAGAAGAAGCUUUGGUCAGACCCCCCAGCUGGUGAGUGAAGAUGAUUCCCGUGCUGAUCUGUGCUUUGAUCUCACUGAGUGUAGCAGAGAACGACUUAGACGUUCUGUACCCUGACCUGGAGCACUCGAGGACCAUCUAUGUCACAGAAAAUGGCCCUCGACUGUCAGUGGUGGCAGAACAACCCAAAGUGGUGUCGAGGCGAGGGGGAAAUGCUACGUUACCGUGCACAAUCCAGAGGGACCAAUCACUGGCACCAAAUCGCAAGAUGCGGAUCAAGUGGACCAAGCUGACCUCAGACUAUCUAAAAGAGGUGGAUGUGUUUGUUGUCAUGGAUUAUCACAAAAGGAGUUAUGGCAGAUUCCAUGGACGGGUCCACCUACAAGGCUCUUCAGCCAUGGAUGCCUCCCUAGUCAUCACUGACAUCACUUUGGAGGAUUAUGGGAGAUAUAAAUGUGAAGUAAUUGAUGGGCUGGAAGAUGGAACAGCAGUGGUGUCUCUUGACCUUGAAGGUAUUGUCUUCCCCUACAUCCCCCGCUUGGGUCGCUACAACCUUAAUUUCUACGAUGCAGAGCGAGCGUGUCGUGAUCAGGAUGCUAUUGUGGCAUCCUUCGACCAGCUGUAUGACGCAUGGCGAGGAGGGAUGGACUGGUGCAACGCUGGCUGGCUGGCAGAUGGCACUGUCCAGUAUCCCAUCAACACCCCCAGAGAACCCUGUGGUGGCAAGAACACAGUGCCAGGAGUUCGCAACUAUGGGUUGAGAGACAAGGACAAGAACCACUAUGAUGUUUUCUGCUUCACCUCCUACCACAAAGGUCAGUUCUACUACCUGAUACAACCCUUUAAGCUGACCUACGAUGAGGCAGUCAGGGCGUGUCAAAAAGACGACGCUCAAAUCGCCAAGGUCGGCCAGAUGUACGCCGCCUGGAAGCUGCUGGGCUACGACCGCUGUGAUCCCGGCUGGUUGGCAGACGGCAGCGUCCGUUACCCCAUCUCCCGCCCCCGACGACGCUGCAGUCCCACAGAAGCUGCUGUUAGGUUCAGUGGCUUCCCUGACAAGAAGCAUAAGCUGUAUGGAGUGUACUGCUUCAAGGGCGACAAUUGAGCUACAACACAUAUCCCCCAAACACCUACAUACACUAGCAUGCACCAACACAUGCAUUAAUGAACAUAUUAAUGGAGAGAAAAAGACAGGAGAGGGAAUUUGGAGGUAUGAAAAUACACAUUCAAACUGUGAUGCUUUUUUUUAUGGAAACCAUAAGACAUUUACCAGACAGAUUCAUGCUGUGCUUCGUAAACUGGGACCUAAUACUCUACAAGGGAUAGUUUACACAUAUUUAAGGUUUAUAUUAUUUUAAUCAUUGCCUUUGAGAAGGGUGGGCAGAUUAUUGUGGGGAUCUGAGGAUAUCACAGCUACAGUCAUACUGUCAUUUACAAAUGGAUUAGGCUGGUCAGAGUCUGAAUUGAGAACAGUUAACCAGUCUUGUGGUCGGACUGAGACUUUUGGCACUUACCUUGUUUUUGUUGAAGACCUGGAACAACAAUGCAGUGAAACAAGACAAAAACAGAGAAAUCUCCGCUGCCGUCACUGUCUGAUAGUAAUACGAGCCUAGCACAACUAAUCCAGUCUCUGCUGUCCAUCGUUGAUGAGGUGCUAUGACAGGUACUUUGUAAUUCAUCCUACCGUCCAGUAUUUUAUGUUUUUAUACAAAUGUGAUGAACCGAACGUUAGUCUCAUCACCAAAAUGAAAAGAAAUCAUUCAAUUGUUAGCAUUGUUUAUGUUUUCUAAGUAUGUAGAAUGUGAUAAUCUAGCAAUGUAUUUCUGUUAAUGACUAUUUUUUGAUAUACUGUAGUAAUAUUUAGAAUAUAAUUUUUAUCUUUCUGGCCAAACUAUCCAAGUCUCUUCGGUUUACAUGAAACAUACAACAAUGGUGGAAAAAGACACCACAAAAAAAUGAGUUUGCACUGAACAUAUAGAAAAUGAUGCACAGAGGAGAGAAGACAAGGCAAACAGUAGUUCACCCUUUGCCGCAGUACUGAAUGCCAAGCAUGAAUAAAUACAUUGCAGCGCUAGAGCACGUUUUGUUCUUCAGAGCAUGACUGAGCUUCAACGAGCACACAGCAAAAUCGUUCUUAGAGCAUAUCUACUCUUGCUGCCUGUUUAGCGCCUUAUAGCCUGCUAUUUUUGGUACAGAUGCCGUAGAUUCUUCUAGUUUAUCAGCAGAUCCAGGCUUAGUCCUGCUUGUGACUCACUCAUCGGACUCCCAGUGCUCCCAGUGCAACCAUUACCUGUUAUUCGGUUCUGGGUGGAUCUUCAAGCCUGUUUUUAUGAUGUCAUAGAAUUCUACAUAUUGACAGUGAAGUGUUUGCCUAACCAGCGUUUAAAUUCAGUUUUCUACUGCAUUCCUCUCCUAUAAUGGUGCUAGCCUUAGCAAACCACUAGCACUGGAAAAUUGGGAUUUAAAUCCAGGCUGUGCUCGCGGUGAAAUCUUGGAGUUAUUGUGAUCGGUUUUUGUCAGCAAAACAGCAAAAAAUCGUGGCGUUACAGUAGCAGAAAUUUAAUUGUCUUCACCACUGAAAUUUAAAAAAUUCUUUGCACCAAAUGCAAACAAACAAAGCAGAACAUGCAGGUAUGCUAACAGACCUGCACGGCCACUGACUGCUGCUCACUGUGAGCUCUCAUUUCAGCCUGGAUGAGCUUUGUGAACAUCUACAGUACUUACAAUAACUCGUGCUGUAGAGCAACAAGGAGGAUACCACACACAAGUGUGAUGUAAUUAGCUAAUGAAAGCAGCUCCACACAAAACCAUCAUCAAUUUAAACUUACAGAUCAGAAAUACAUUUUAUGAAAAAUAAAAAUGAAACAUUAUAUUAUUAAAUCCAAAUUUAUUUUUCUUAUGUAGAACAGAAAAUGGAGAAGUAGAUACCUGGAUGAGCAGUGGGGAUGAGUCCAUGGUUUUACUAAUACUCCUUUUUGAGAACCAUCAACUCCACCAAAAAGAAAGUUGGCCUAAAAGUCACCAGAGUUGUCGCUGGGUGCUUUUUAAAAUCUCAUUGCUGAACGAGUUUGAAAGGUUGCCAAGAGAAAUUAGCAAAAAAAAAAUAGUUUUUUAUUAAAGUCUUAGUUUGUGAAUAAAUCUAAGAUGUAUGCUUUUAGAAAACAACACCAGAUCAAAGUGUUCAGAAAACCCACUGAUGGAUAUCAGGUUAAAAAAAUAAGGUGCUGAGGUUAAUAAAGAGGACACUCUGGGACCGAAUUACAGAGUAAUGUAUGUAGAGCUGAAGUCACAAAUGGAACUAAGCCAGGCCCUGAGCGAGCAUGGUUUUUCCUGGCAGCGCCCGUCUCCCCGAUUGCUAUCUGAGCUCUGCAGGACUCAGCCAUGAAGUGGCCAACCUGCCUCUGAGCUCAGUGAUCAGACACAGCAGGCCUGCAGCCAACUUGCACCAAUGAGGCAGAAAUACAAUGCAUUCAAAUUGCCAGUAAUUCCUACAAGGAGCCACUAAGGGUUUCUUCCAUUUAAGGGUAUAACAGUAAAUGGUGCCCACUGAUCAAGCAUAAGCUCACUGUACACAGCCCAGGAUGGCAAAGACUUGGGUUCAGGUGAUCCAGUUGGGGCUGGAGCAGAGUUAGUUAGACUUACCACCAACAAACUGCUGCUGCAAUGAUCACACACUGAUGAUGUGGCAGAUAAAAUGGUUUUACAGCUGUGAAGUAAACACUUAUUAAAAAUCUGUUACAGUGUUGCAAAACAAAAAUCUUUCCUUUUGUAUUAUUACAUUAAUUUUAAUUAUUGUAAACAUUUGCAAACAGUUAAAGGAAUAUUUUGACAUUUAUGGAAGUGCAAACUUUAGAGUCGCUGCACACAACUGUGUAAUAGCUAAAUCCCAUAAUUCCCUGUGAAACCAAGAAAUUUCAGUAAAGAAACAACACAUGUUAAACAGUAAGAUCCUGAGCUUCACGCUGAUACCAGGCUCACAGCAGGAAAAAGACCUGGAAACAGGGGGAAGCACCUAGCCUGGUUUUGUCCAUUUGGGUUUUGCAGGAAUUAAACAAAUAAAUAUCUAAUAUAGAAAAGCAAGAUAAAUAUAUAGUGAGCGCUAACUGAAAGUAAUUUCCCUCCAUGAAUCACUUGUCCAACCAUCCAGCUGUUUCAAUCUGCUCCUGGUUCUGAAUCUCUGCUAAACGAAGCUAAUUGUGAGGGUUAUUUCCUCAGUGACCUGUUUACAUCUGUUACUUGCCUUAUCUCGUUACAUUUAUCCUAACCAGGUUACCUGUUUCUGCCGGUUACUAGUCUCUAUGCUCUGUGAAUCGAACUGUUAAGUUGUUGUCAAGGAUAUCAAAUUUUGGCUAACUGUUUUCACACCUCUGUACUAGGCUUUAUUCUGUGCUUAUCACCUGGUUAUCUCACACUUUGUAUUUAGUGUACAGAUAUGACAGUGGUAUAAUUUUUUUCAUAUCACAAGAAAGUAAAUAUCUGUGCUUUCCAAAAUUUCAGCUCUUCUUUUAAAGGUCUUUAUUUUGUAUUGUAUUGUUUUACUGAUGUUCUCCAGGAACCACAGCAUACAAGAACACCGUAGGGACUUCCAGAUAAAAGGGCAAUAAAACAAUACAUAAACCGUGA
This is a messenger RNA of Archocentrus centrarchus (flier cichlid), 4946 nucleotides long. Its product is annotated as hyaluronan and proteoglycan link protein 1-like. Gene Ontology annotation, molecular function: hyaluronic acid binding. Gene Ontology annotation, biological process: cell adhesion; positive regulation of neuroblast proliferation; skeletal system development. NCBI's taxonomy places the organism in Eukaryota, Metazoa, Chordata, Actinopteri, Cichliformes, Cichlidae. Gene Ontology annotation, cellular component: perineuronal net; synapse. The transcript has 7 exons. The record is from RefSeq and is a predicted model, not a curated record. The coding region runs from base 367 to 1428 and encodes 353 amino acids.